UGCACAUCUGUACAUCCUGCACAUACUACUAGUAGUACAUAACUACAUCCUGUACAUACAUUCAUCCUACAUACCACCUUGUACAGCCUUCCUCCACGAAAGCUCUCUACCUUCACAUCUCGCUAUGUUGCACCCUAACAGAAUGCGGAGAUAGCGGCAUAAUUGGCUGCUCAUACUUUAUACUACAUUCUGUCCAUGAUCCACUGAUACUUAGGCACACGGAUGAAGGCUCUAGGGGCCUCUUUUAGCCAUGUACUGGCCCAUUGGAACUCCUAGAAUCUAUGCGACAACUACCACCCAAACCUCUGCCAAGACGAACCACGUCGUAUCUCAUGAUGGCAUCGCCUCUAGUUCAUCUGCCGACAAUGACUCUUUAUCCAGUUCUGACCUCCCGCCGCCUCCCAUACUCGUUGAUGAGAAGGAUCGAGUCGUCUCUGAUAACCUUUUACCACCCUUCACCCCAGGUCUCAGAACUCCAGCUACCCCAGCUAUAAACUCGGUAGAGCAUGACAUCUAUCAUGAUGGAAAUGGGUCCAAUUCUCACCAUUUCUUUGCCGCUCCUAGCGCCGAGGGAGGUAGCCUUCCGACAGGAGAGCCGGUCGUUGCUUUGAAAGUAUCUAGGACUGGCCAUCUAUUCGCUGUCAUCACUGCUUCUUCUAUGACGAUAUGGCAGACCAAGCCUACUGUAAUCCAAGCUGUCGUCGUCCGUUCCGAAACGUCAAUCAGAUCCUACGGUACUAAUGUAGCGCUUCUACUAAGACCAGACUCCGUUAUAUUCGUUGUCCAGACAAGCUUAGGCUACUUGAUCACGUAUUCGCUUGCGACUGAUGCCGACUCACGUGUUUAUAAACCUCACUUUUCCGACCAUAGUAAUAUUCAGAGGCGGCGGCAAAGCCACUUCGGAGGCCCUGGUAACAAUACACCCGAUCAGAUUCUGCUAGGGCCUGGCGAAGGGGCUGGGGUUCGUGAUAUAAGCGUUCGCUUUCGUAGGGUAAUCAAAGUUGACGCCGGCAUUGAGUGCGCCAUUGCUCUUGACGAAGAGUUGGUUGUGGCUACCAAGAAGCCAGCAGCGGUCCAAUGCAUUCGAUGGAUACCCGAUAGCACAGGUAACCAGACGAGCACUGAACUUGUAAGCCGUAUGGGCUGGCUGGAAAAGAAGGUAUCAAUCAGGGAAAUGACCCAUGACCGGCCAAUGAACAUCUCCACUUGGGUUACAAGCGACGGCAAAGCUUACGCUGUUCAACGGAUCUCAGCUCGUCUAGCCACUGACACGGAUUUUGACCCCAAAAAGCUAUUUAAGGGCUACUGCUUCCAUUCUCCCCAGGGGAAUGGGGAUCGUGCUGUUCGAGCAGUCGUCAAUGCUCGAUUCUCACUCAUUGCAGUGGGAUGCGUUGAUGGCAGUAUCCGUGUGUAUUCCGCCAGAGACUACGCGGGCAAUAUCCCUCCUUCUCAUGUACACAGAAUACCUGUCUCGUCUGGGUCUUCCGGUACAUUAACAACCAUGGCUUAUUCCCCGGAUGGGUAUUGUCUAUUCGCCGGCUAUGAAAACGGGUGGGUGACAUGGAGCGUAUUUGGCAAGACCGCCAGUCAUAGUUUCAACGCAAAUCCAACCAUCACUUCUGUCAAUAAGGAGGGUUGGCUUAGCGGUGUCACUGAAGCUAGCUGGGUUGGCGGCGCAUGCGAAAUAUUGAUUGUUGCUCGCCAAGAUGAGGCCAUCUGGUUGCUCGAGAUGGCGCGAAGUGCCGUGACUGGCUGUUAUACCCCCCCAAACCUCUUUCGUACUGUGUUACAAAGUUCGUCGACUAUCAUGGUUUAUCGAGGCUAUGACCUCCCAGAUCUCACUAGCAUCUCUGCAGAGCCAUUCCUUUGGCAUAACGCUAGGAUUCCCUCUAAUUACCUUCUGAACCAAUGGCCCAUCAAAUGCACAGUCAUAUCCUCAGAUGGUAGAUAUGUUGCGGUGGCAGGUAAGCGUGGGCUUGCACACUAUAGUGUUAAUAGCGGUAGGUGGAAGACGUUUGCGAAUGAGGUCAUGGAAAACGAGUUUCAAGUGAGGGGCGGUAUGUGCUGGUAUCAGCACAUUCUAGUAGCAGCUGUCGAGGCCAACAGAUCAUAUGAGCUCCGCCUAUACUCGAGGGAAGCAGCUCUUGAGAGCUCGACAGUUAUGUUCACACAACAACUACCAGCUCCUAUUGUUCUGAUUACUCCAAUGGGGGAGGAUUCUCUGCUUGUCUAUACUUACGAGAACCUCCUUUACCACUUCGUCUUUGCACCCGUUUCCGGCGCGGUGCGACCUAUACAGGUUGGACAAAUAGCUUUCCAUGGCAUUGUCAGGUCUCCCGCAAGAGUGAGGGGGCUUAGUUGGAUACUGCCCGAGAAUCAAAUGACUGAUGGCGAUCCUUCACAGGAUGUCGCCUUCGCUUCGGUGCUAUUCUUAGUGGAUGGGAAACUUGUACUCCUCCAGCCGUCGAUGAGUAAUGAGGGGCAGCUCAAAUACGACAUGCGUGUCAUAUCUCACAACGUAGAGUUCUACGCAAGUAUGAGGGAUCAAUUAUCUAUCAACAUGCUGAACGAAUAUAGCACGGGUUUCUCAGCGGAGGCAGAAGAGAGCAGCCUUCGGAAUUCGUUGUGGGUUUUCGAGGGGCAUGAGCUGAAAGUCUGGCCCGACAUCCAAGAAGUGCUCCGAGCAACUUUGGCUGAGCCAUCAAGAGAACUACCCCCUACAGUAUCUAUGCCUAUCGAUUUUUAUCCUUUAUCUGUUUUAUUAAGUAAAGGGAUUGUAUUGGGUGUUGAGCCUGAACUGGUUCAACGCCGAGAUAUCAAUUUCUCCUUCUUCCGCUUCUCUAUUAGGACUCAUCUCUUCCUUCCUGAGAUCCUACGAUAUCAUUUGGUAGCCAAUAAUGCCGCUACUGCGCUCAAACUAGCACAACAAUACGAAAACCUCGCGUACUUCGCUCAUGGCUUGGAAGUACUUCUCCAUCACGUGCUAGAUGAGGAGGUCGAUUCAGGCCCCGCGCCGGAAGCUGCGAUCUUACCCAGGGUCCUCUCGCUAUUAUCAUCAUUUAAGCAAUACCUAGAUAUUGUAGUGCAGUGUACGAGGAAAACCGAAGUCCGAUCCUGGAGGACAUUAUUUGCAUACUUGCCUCCGCCGCAAGAGUUGUUUGAGGAAUCCCUCCAGCGUGGGUCCUUGAAGACGGCGGGAGGUUAUUUAUUGAUACUACACACAUUCGAAGAGCUAGGAGCGGCAUCUGAACAAUCAGUGCGGCUGUUCUCUCGAGCGAUCCGGGAAGAGGAUUGGGAGCUUUGUAAGGAAUUGGCUCGGUUUCUAGCGGCAAUGGAUGAAAGCGGGGAGACAUUGAGAGAGGCGAUGGAGCUGGUCAAUAUUCGAGUUAAGCAAGAAACAGACGAUACGGAUAUAAUGACUAGAUUGGAAGUGCCGCCGAGAAAAAGCAAUGGCAAUUCCCGUUUAACACGGCAAGGGUCAGAGGCUAGCUCUGAUGGGCACUCGGCAAGUGACGGUAGCAGCUUUGGUACAAUCAGUCCCAUAUGAUACAUCCAAUAUGUAAUGCUCUACUACCUAGGUAAUAGCCUAGUAAGUAAUAGAGAGAUGGUUUAGGAUACUGGUAUGGGAGGUAGGGAGGUUAGGAGGGAAUCCGUUUGCAUUCUUCCGCGUUGGGAGUAGAAGGGGGUUUGGAAUGCAGGCUUAUGUAUGUGCAAGUUAUGUAGGUUAGGUCUUCAAGGAGACUUUAGAUGAAUAAGAUGGAGAGUAUAAAUGGAAAAUCCAUAUGAUUAGAUACCUACCUACUACUAGCAUCUAGGCAGGUACUUAUAAACAUAGUAUACCUUUUUC
Hypoxylon fragiforme is the source of this 3847-nucleotide messenger RNA. Its product is annotated as RIC1-domain-containing protein. Gene Ontology annotation, molecular function: protein binding. Gene Ontology annotation, biological process: intracellular protein transport; retrograde transport, endosome to Golgi. Bases 251 to 3547 code for a protein of 1098 amino acids. Gene Ontology annotation, cellular component: Ric1-Rgp1 guanyl-nucleotide exchange factor complex; Golgi membrane; cytosol. Lineage: Eukaryota; Fungi; Ascomycota; Sordariomycetes; Xylariales; Hypoxylaceae. The transcript has 3 exons. The record is from RefSeq and is a predicted model, not a curated record.